Molecule: messenger RNA, 414 nt
Organism: Paramecium sonneborni
Lineage: Eukaryota; Ciliophora; Oligohymenophorea; Peniculida; Parameciidae
Source: the annotation of a GenBank genome assembly
AUGAUUUGUUGUAGCAGUAAAAAGAGUUAAUAUUAAACCUAAGAAAAAACGAAAAAGAGAAAUAAAAUACUCGCUGUACAAGAUUUUUAUUUUAUUUGAUAGGAAUUUAUAGAUGAGAUAAACAACGAAGCUAUGACUCUAUACUAAUCACCAAACUAACAAAAUCUUUCUAACAUGUUUUAAUAUUCUGAAGAACCUUAAACAAUUAAGUAUAAAGAUCUAAAUAAAUAUUAUAGAUCAGGCUCAAAUACAAAAUUUCCAAGAUCAGUUGAACGAUUAGCUAGUCCUAUUCCAAGAAUCAUACCAAGAAAAACUUCAUUUAAUAUCUUUAAAAGUGCAAAGACAAACCCAAAUACAUAGUUUUUAUCAACGAAAAAAGGUUUCACAUUAUUAGUGACAAAAAAAAAUUUAUGA